This is a messenger RNA of Penicillium alfredii, 1104 nucleotides long. Its product is annotated as putative tartrate dehydrogenase. NCBI's taxonomy places the organism in Eukaryota, Fungi, Ascomycota, Eurotiomycetes, Eurotiales, Aspergillaceae. The transcript has 3 exons. Bases 1 to 1104 code for a protein of 367 amino acids. The record is from RefSeq and is a predicted model, not a curated record. Gene Ontology annotation, molecular function: NAD binding; magnesium ion binding; oxidoreductase activity, acting on the CH-OH group of donors, NAD or NADP as acceptor.
AUGUCGCCUUCAGUACUCUCCGGCGAAAAGACCUACAGCAUCGCGGCAAUUCCAGCGGAUGGAAUUGGGCCAGAGGUGAUCGAGGCUGGAAUUACGGCUCUGAAUGCCUUGACGGAUACCCUCAAGACAUUCCAACUGAACUUCAAAAACUACGACUGGAGCUCCGAGACAUACAAGAAGACCGGCAAAUACAUUCCCGACGGCGGUCUCGACGAGCUUAAGAAGCACGAUGCGAUUUUCUUCGGUGCUGUCGGUGCCCCUGAUGUCCCCGACCACAUUUCUCUCUGGGGUCUGCGACUGGCCAUCUGCCAGCCCCUGCAACAAUAUGCCAACGUGCGCCCGACCCGCGUGUUCCGCGGCACGGAGUCGCCGCUGCGCAAAUGCCAGCCCGGGGAAUUGGACUGGGUGAUCGUCCGCGAGAACAGCGAAGGCGAAUAUGCGGGCCAGGGUGGCCGGUCUCACCAGGGGAAGCCGUGGGAAGUCGCAACAGAGACGUCGAUCUUCUCGCGCCACGGCGUGGAGCGCAUCAUGCGCUUCGCCUUUGAGACGGCGCAGAGGCGGCCGCGCAAGCUGUUGACGGUUGUCACGAAGAGCAACGCGCAGCGCAACGGGAUGGUGCUGUGGGAUGAGGUGGCGAAGUCUGUUGCCAACGAAUUCCCUGAUGUCACGGUCGACAAGAUGCUGGUUGAUGCCAUGACCACUCGUAUGGUUCUCAACCCGAAGAGUCUGGAUACAAUUGUGGCCACGAACCUGCACGCGGAUAUUCUGUCUGAUUUGGCCGCUGCCCUGGCUGGGUCAAUUGGUAUUGCGCCUACAUCGAAUCUCGAUCCCACGCGCGAGUACCCGAGUAUGUUUGAGCCCAUCCACGGUUCUGCGUUUGAUAUCACCGGCAAGGGUAUCUCGAACCCCGUGGCCACCUUCUGGACUGCGGCAGAGAUGCUCGCCUGGCUUGGAGAGGAUGAUGCCUCCAAGAAGCUGCUGGACUGUGUGGAGAAUGUCUGCGAGCAGGGAAUCCUCACUCGCGAUCUGGGUGGCCAGGCUACGACGAAGCAGGUCACCGAUGCGGUGGUGGCGGAGAUCAAGCAGCUGACGCCGGGGAAAUAA